Molecule: messenger RNA, 4656 nt
Organism: Dermacentor silvarum
Lineage: Eukaryota; Metazoa; Arthropoda; Arachnida; Ixodida; Ixodidae
Product: NAD-dependent protein deacetylase sirtuin-7-like
Molecular function (GO): NAD+ binding
Source: RefSeq, a predicted model, not a curated record
CGAAUAACGUCGUCGGGAUGGCGUUUCAAGGAGAGCUUUUAUCAUCUCGAACAGCUGCGCAAUAUUUUCGCAGCUGGUGUCAGCUGAUGCAUAGAGCCAGCAUAUACUUUACGAGCAUGUCUCCAUGAGAGUGAAGAGCCCGCUGUGGCGCUGAGUGCCAUUUCACAACAAGCGGCCAGUGUGACGCGGUAUGUAUAUAAACAAAACCCGUCCGGCAAUGGCGUCUGCCAGGCAGAUCUGGUUGUUGACUUGUCGGUCGUGAGGGGGAGAUCGGUUAAGAAAACAUUCUCCGGUCGAGUUUUCCUCGCCGGCCGAAUAGUAUGGCGGACCUAGAAAAUUCUCGCCGCGAGCUGCGCAAGUCGGCGGACCUGAGAAGGAUACUGUUCAAAGAAGAGGAGCAGGCUAAAACGAGACACAUUCGGAAGCUGAUGAAUAAGCCAGCCUGGGAGCGCAGUGCCGACGAAGAGUGCAUUCUGGAGAACUCGCGUGACCUGGUCCAAAUUCUGCAGGAGAGGUCGCGGAAGCGCCAAUGCAACGAGCAGCGUCUUCAAGAGGUGCAAGAUCCACCAGCAGUGCUGCCUGAAAAGUGCGAGGUACUGGCGACGGCCAUUACCGAAGCACGCCACCUUAUAGUGUACACGGGUGCUGGCAUCAGCACAGCGGCGCGCAUCCCAGACUACAGGGGCCCAGCAGGUGUCUGGACUUUGCUGCACAAAGGCCAGCGGCUUCCCGAGGUUCAGGACCUGAGCCAGGCUUGCCCGACCUUCACUCACAUGGCGCUGGCGCAGCUUCAGCGCAUGGGGCACGUCAAGCACGUCGUGUCGCAGAACUGCGACGGCCUCCACGUUCGCAGUGGCCUGUCCCGGAAGUGCCUCUCCGAGGUGCACGGCAACAUGUUCCUCGAGGUGUGCCCGCGCUGCAAGCCGCUGCGGCAGUACUUCCGCCUCUUCGACGUCACUGAGCGGACGGCCUUGCGGCGGCACCGCACGGGCCGCCAGUGCCACGUCUGCUCCGCCGACCUGGUUGAUACCAUCGUGCACUUUGGCGAGAAGGGCCGGUUGCGCUGGCCGCUUAACUGGCAGGGUGCGGGGCGAGCGGCCGACCGGUGUGAUGCCAUCCUCUGCCUAGGCAGCAGCCUCAAGGUGCUUCGGAGAUACCGGUGCCUAUGGGGGCUCGACCGGCCCGUGCGUGAGAGGCCCAAGCUGUACAUCGUGAACCUGCAGUGGACGCCCAAGGACGACUCGGCUGCACUCAAGAUCAACGGCCGCUGCGACGAGGUCAUGCGAGCCGUCAUGGAGCAUCUGAAGAUCUGUGUCCCCGAAUACGAGCGGCACAAUGACCCACUGUGGAAGCUGCACACGCCCGUGCGGCCCAAGGAGCUGCGGACGUUCACCAGGUUGCCCUUGGUGGUGGCCGAGGAGCCCCCGCACGAGGACCACUGUUACGCAAUGACAAUCAAAAAGGAAGGCGAAGACGGCGACGACGACAAGCAGGGGAUUGUCAAGCAGGAAAUAGAAGAGGAGGACACUGUGCAAGAGAGAGAGGAGGAGGAAGAGGCCGAUAACCCAAAGAAACAACCGAGGCUCAUUGGCUGGUACGGAAAAGGGUGCGCCAAGUGGCGCCGAAAACGCUAGCAGACGAGCUCCGUUGCACUGGUAUGAAGAGGAUAGUCGCGUCGUCUGCCGCUGAUUGCAAAGAGCGAUUGUGGUAGAUGCUGGCUCGAGGACACAAGGACUGGGGCGCCCCCGACACCCGUGAAACGAAAGGGACGCAUUUCGGCGAGGCACGGCAUCGGAUGAGGGUGGCUUCGUGAAAGGUUGCUGCUUGCUGUGCGUUAGCGUGUUGCCCCAUGAUGUGUUUGUGCAAUUGUCCUGUGAACAGGUGAACAGUGAGUUUGCUACGUCGAGGUGCAAGUCGAAGUGGGUAGAGCGUGCAAGACAUUUUGUUCCCAAGAGUCUGUUUAGUGCAAGGCACCGUCUACCUAUUGUGUGUUGAUAACUACAGUGCUCUUCCCGUUAACGAGGCCAGUAUGGAAGCAUGUGUUUUCAUCAUCCUUGAUACCAGGGCUCGUUUUAUAUCGAAGCUGAAGAUAGGCGUGCAUUUGUGACCAGCGAGAGUAAAACUUGUGCGGGCAGCUUUUUGCAUGAAAAUGUAGAAAAACAAGUGUAAAUUUUUUAAGCCAGUGCGCAUUUUUCAGUUUUCCCGCCGAGAGUGGCAAUUUGAUGGCCAUCAAAAUUUAGCAGAAGACAGGCACAACAUAAUUCACAACACUGAGUAACUUGUCUCGCAGACCAACUUCGCGAGACGUUUUGCAGACGAUUUCUGCAAGAGGUCUUGCAGAUUGACUCUGUGAGAUGUAUCUGAAAUGAGCUAAGCUCGUGGAGAAUUUGGUCAUUAGGUGAGGCAUCUCAUUAGCUACAUGUGUACAAUUUACCUUGAUAAGUGUGAGCCAUCAUUGACUUGGGAAGAUGGUGUUUACAGCCUUUAAUUUGUAACGGUUGGGCAGAGUGCAACUCGUGUUGCUUCUAAAGCCUGCCUUUCAAAAUUAAACUACCGUAAAAUUCCAAGCAAGUGCCCCCCCCUCAAGCAAGUCAAAAUUCUGCAAAAGUUGGGUGGGGGGGUGGGGGGCGCUAUCCUGGAACGGCAUUAAAAUUUAAGAUGACGACAAAAUUUUUCCGCCAGAAAAAAAAAAAAAGCGCAGUGGGAAUAGAAUUAAACUGUUAUUUAACAUGAACUUUAUUAAGCCAAAUAUUUGUUACUGCUUUUUAUCACUCUGAAAACCAUCGAAAGAACUGCAGAAAUAGCGCAUCAAUGCUCCACCGGCGCGUCACCGCAACCGGCGACACACACAUUGGCUAUGCAGUUUCUAUUCUAUUAAAACCCUGUCCACAGUCAAACGUUUAGCACCAAGGAGAGUUGCGAUACAAGUGCGAUCAUGAUUGUAUGCAACGGUGCAUCAGGGCACCCCGGUGCACUAAAGAGAGGGGCUUUACGGUGCACACGGGUGCAAUUUGCCAUUAUUUUCGUGCACUGGAUGUGGCAGGCCAGUGUUGCCUGGGCGCGGAGAGGGGGGCGCUUUCCCGGAACGGCGCAGAAAUUUGAAAUUAGUUCACUUAGGGGUGGCUCUUGGACGGGUGGGGAUGCUUGCUCGGAAUUUUAUGGUAGAGUUGUUUAUUUUACAUCCCACUCUAAAUUAAUACAAAUUUUGAAUUAUAAUAAUUGCAGACAUGAAGUUGCCAUAGCAUGUUUUAGAGGCGGCAUUCAUUGUUCUUUUGAACUUGCUGGAUAUGUGAGGGUAUAAGGAAGGAUUCCUUUCCUUAUCAACACUCCGAAAAGGACCUGUAUUUCAGUAGACAAAGGGUCUGUUCACUUAGGUUUUCUGGAAUUCAAACUGUCUAAAUAGAGCAUGGGUGGGGGCGCUUGCUUGAAAUUUUACGGUAGAGUUGUUUAUUUUACAUCCCACUCUAAAUUAAUACAAAUUGUGAGUUAUAAUAAUUGCAGACAUGAAGUGCCGUAGCUUGUUUACAGGCGGCAUUCAUAUUGUUCUUUUGAACUUGUUGGCUAUGUGAUGGAAUAAGGAAGGAAUCCUUUCCUUAUCAGACUUGGAAAAAGGCCUGUAUUUCAAUGGACAAAGGGUCCGUUCACUUAGGUUUUCUUGAAUUCAAAUCAUCGAAAUAUACCUUGCCAACAGACUAAGGACCAAGACACUGUGAUUGUAUGGGGUGGCACCAAUAGAAAAGCACGAGAAGCUUUGGCGAAGUGUUGAGACACUACGGCCAUGGAGUAGGCUAGACCAGGCUCUGCGGUUGGGAAUUGGAUCGAUUUCUCGAUUCAAUCCGAUUCAAUCGACAUAAUUGCUUAGGAGACAAUUUAAGAUUGUGCAAGAUUCCAUUACAUGUAGCAGCAUCCUGAGGUUCCUCUGCAACUUCACAGUGCUUAUGGCAGGUGGCGCCACUCAAGCUGUUGCAUGGUGACGGUAUGCUGUGGUGCGGUCUACACAACUGUGCAGGUUGCCAAGGACAGCAAACUGCUUGUGUGCGGUACCAGACUGCCAAGCACUGUUUUGUGCUGCAACCGCAUGGGGUAACCUGUGUGACCAGCAAACUUUUCCGUCUUCCGAUGGUGUUUCUGACCAAAUUUGGAAUAUGCAAUGAUUUAGUAAGGUGAGCAUGCUGGACCAUGUGCGAAGUGCUGUGUUAAGUGACCUAGCUUUUGAUCGCCGGUGAAGCUUUUUGAGAAAAUGUGUUUUUUUCUUGCCGUAACAAGCGCUGUGUCUUUGUCAUUGCUAUGGAAUUUCUUUUACUGUAGCUAUGUCGACAUUUUGUGGACUGAGGCAAUUGGGAAACUUGAUUGCUGGUACUGAUGAGUCAUGCAUUUCUUUUGCUUUUGAUUGCCCAUGCAGUUUUUACUGAAGAGUGGUAUUUUGCCAAAAACUAGCCAUGUCUGCUGCUUUGGCUCGUAAAUGUCGAGCUUGGAAGACUGUCUUGUUAACUGAAGCCUCUUGGCAAAAGGACUUCAAGUGGCAUCUCUUGCAAUUACGAUGCAGUGUGUUAAUGCAAUUCCCUUUCCCAUGGUGCUCUGUCCAGAAUUCUCUGUAUCGUGGCGUGAAGGAUGUUGUACAUCAGUAAAGGUCUGAAGACACUGGUACAAGCUUUA